AUGACCUCAUAUGAUCUUCAGAUGAAUUCGGAUGGCUCAGUGCAGCUUCAAAAUGAAAAUUUGAAAAACAUCGAUGUCGACUUCCUCUACCACUUUGGAAUUGACAACAAAACGACCAACUUAGAGAAAGCUUUCGGAGAUGUCAAUUUUGUCGUCAUGGGCGGAUCUGAGGGGAGAAUGGAAAGUUUUGCCAAGGCUCUUUAUAAUCAUUUAAAAGAUAAACUACCGGACCUGGAUCCCCAAUGCGCCCAAAACGAUCUCGCCAAGAAAGGAGGUCGUUACGUCAUGUUCAAAAUCGCCAACACGCUUAUUCUCAACCAUGGAAUGGGCUUCGGCUCACUCUCGAUUGCUCUUCACGAAGUUCUCAAACUCCUUUUCUAUGCAAAAGCAAAGAAUCUCACUUUCAUCCGAAUGGGAACUUGCGGAGGCGUUGGACAAGAAGCAGGGACGAUUUGCAUCACGAAAACCGGCUACACUCAACUUAUCGAGCCUUACUUUCCAUAUGCUGCUUGUGGAAAAGUGAUCAAGCUUCCUUCAACAGCAUGUGACGAGACGAUCAAAAACUUCUCAGAACAUGUCGACAGAGCAGGAUUAACAUAUGCGAUUGGAAAUACUGUUUCAACGGAUGAUUUUUAUGAAGGACAAGGAAGAACAGACGGAGCAUUUUGCCACUACACUUCUGAAGAAAAACUCCAGUGGCUGCGAGAGCUCUCAUCGGUCCACAACGUCAUCAACUUUGAAAUGGAAGCUUGCCUCUUCAUCGCGUCGUGCAACCGCGCCAAGGUUAAAAGUUUAUGUGCAUGUGCCGCAAUGUUGAAUAGACUCAAUGGUGAUCAAAUCACGAGUCCGAAAGCGGAUAUGGUGAAAUAUGUUGAAGAUCUGAUAAAUGUUUGUAUUAGCUUUGUGACUGAACCGUUGCUUUCGAAAAAGUAA
Oikopleura dioica is the source of this 933-nucleotide messenger RNA. The record is from the annotation of a GenBank genome assembly. NCBI's taxonomy places the organism in Eukaryota, Metazoa, Chordata, Appendicularia, Copelata, Oikopleuridae.